AUUCACUGCAGAUAUAGAGAAAAUGUAUUUUUUUCGGAAAUUACCCUAUUCAACUAUAGUAAACCCAUGCUCUAGAGCAGGAUAUUAUUAGGUUCAAGAAAGACUUCAUUACAGAUCCUGUGAUAAAAAUGUGAAAUACCGUACUCAUAAUAUAUGACUGUGUAUGAACAUUCAUGUUCAUGACCUAUAGUAAUAAUUAUUAUGGAGAAUUGAAUAGGCCUACAGUACAGCAUCAUCUUAACGACACAAUUAUAAGGCGUAAAGUUUAGACGCGCUGCUCAAUUAACGUUAUGCUCACAGCACCAUGAAUAUGUCACGAGGAUACAAUUAUGCUUUUGGCAUUGAAAAGUGGACCGAGAAGGAAUUUGCAGAGCCUUAACUGUCCAGUCUUCAACUGGAACUUGGAGCUUGUACUAAGCUUGGAGUUUGUGAGCUGCUUUUAUCAACAUUCUCAUGGUUUAUGAAAGUUGAAAUACAUUUUUGUCAGAGUGCUUGUGGAAAAUUCGUGAACUUGCUCAAAAUAUGUCAAAGUAUCAUUGAAAUAUACAACUCACUGCAUUUGUGAUCGGUGUGGCAAGUUAUGUAUAUCGAUGAUUCACUCCUUAUUCUCAAAGUUCAAUUACUAUUAUUGGUGCCGUGAAAAGGUGUUCUAGAAAUUAAAAUUCCUUGAAAUUCAGCUUUAAUGUUGAAUUUUGUAAUAAUUUUGAAAUGCUUUGUUUAUGAGCAAUGAAACAUGAAUCGUUACUUCAUAAUAUGUGUUCUACUCCUCAACACUCUGAUUCACUACGAAGCUAUUCAAUCAGCAAUCUUUGAUGACAGCUGGCAAUCGGAUGAUGACAAAUUGGCGGCACUCAGUGAAUUGCCUCUUGAAAGGCUUAUCCUUUUGAAACAACGCUUGAAACAUGCACACAAAAAUAAUAAUAGCAGCAAUAGAGGCUACCACAGCAUGAACUACCCUUUUCCAACUCGAGACAGUGAUGACGAGCUCACCAGUAGGAAACCGCCAAUGCAACGAACCUAUGAGGACUACAGCGAUCACCACCACCACCAUCACGAUCCGCCAUCUUGGAAAGACACAAAAACCGCCAAGAAAAACGUGCAGACUAUUUUCCAGACAACGGUGACGAUUCUGGCAUUUCUAGCUUUCGGCGGUUACUUGAUUUGUCUGAUUUUAACCACAAUCAGAGGUAAUGCUCAAGCGGCCGCUAUGGUUGUACAGCAGAGUCAGUCGUCGACCACGACAACAACCACUAGGACCAAAAGGGCGUCUGGGUUUUUGGUGGGUGAGGGAGUACCGCUGGAUAAAGCCGUCUUUGCUUUGAACCUUAUAGCCGAGGGGUACACGAAAUACCAUCGGUUAUGAUUUUAUAGUAGGUCAAAUCAAAUCAAUUUAUUCUCUAAAUUUACAAAUAAUACAGUACAGUUACAGUGCAUUUAUAUAUACCCUUACGUUGUGAGAGACUCACAUGUAGGCUUAAGCCUGUGUUUGUGAGGGCCUGGCGUAAUUCGCUGAAUUUAAAAUCGAUAAACUAAAUUAUGAAAAUUAAUAUUAUAUUAAACUAAAUUUGAGAAAAAUAGAAAAUUUGAGAAGGUGUUUGGAUUGUCUAGCUGCUGAUAUAAUAAAUAGUACCUAUAUAGUAGGUAGCCUUCAAUAGUGGGAGCUAUUUAUAAGAUAAGUUUGACGUGUAAGACAUUAACAACAUAUUUUUCAAAGGAUCUGUAUUUAAGGGAUACAAAAAUAAGUGGGUUUUCCAAAUAGAAAUGUUUUACGUUUUGACACUUUGUAUUUAGCCUAUAUAAGAUUCAUCUCACUGCUCUAUGCACUAUGCACUAAUGCACUAUGAUACUCUCACUGCUAAAUUAUCAAGUAAUAAUGAUCAGUAAUAAGGUUUAGUGGAAUGGACAUUUCUAGUUUCUUCCAACGGAUACCCAAACUUAGCUUUCUCAAGUAAAAUGGUUCCAAGCUCUCAUCAAACUAAUACGUGAGGCUAUCUGAAUUUUAAUUUCGUCGCAUUCAUAUAGACACUAAUAAUUCUAAGUUUAAUAAAAACUUUGAGGUAAAUACUGAAUAGAGGACUAGAAAAACUAGCGAACGGUGAAUUGGUCCAAUGUUCUCUUUUCUACCAUAAUCACGAUCCUUUGUGAAUAGAGUAAGGCUUAACUCACACUUGGGCGACUCAGGUCGAGAAGAGACUCGACUAGAGUUGAGUCUCUUCUCGACCUGAGUCGCGUAAGUGUGAGUUGAGCCUAAGAGAAAGAUGUAAUAUAUUCUAUUAGAUAGAGUGAAAUUCACAAUAUUAUUAUUAGAAGGGACGUUUUUUGUUUAACUGGUGAAAUAGGAAGAGUUUAACGUUGGUCAUUCCAUAAUGUACAGACAACUAGAUAUCCUCUAUAAUUUUGGUAGUUUUUCAUUUUUUUGUUUUUUUAAGCUUAGAAUACUUGUCAGGUUGAUGGAGCAGGUCUGUCACCCUUCCAACACAUACACCGAGAACAUAGGCUAAUAUAUCACUUAUGUAAGCGAUUAUUAUUACUUCAAAUAUUUCUCGGCUUUUAUCAUAUAAAAUUCAGUAUCCAAUUAGUUGAAUCAGCACUCAAGAGUAGAGAAUACUAUGGAAACCCGUGGAAAUCACCAGUUUAGUGAGUUAUUAGACCGAUGAUCGUUGGAAGCUGAUUGCUCAUGUAGUAUGAAUAAAAGUGCAUAUCCACGAACUGGAACUCUAUUAGAACUGCUGUGAGUGUCAUUUCAAUUAAGUUCCGUUGAGUUUUGCGACAAAAGUCAAAAUGCGUGCCGAAUUCUUCUCUCAAACGUUCAACUCAGAUGACUUCAAUCACAAACACAUCACUUCAGUGUGUUCUAGAAAGCAGCGUCACUGUCAUCACAUCAAUAAUUAUUAAAUUCACUGGUGAGUGUUUUAUAUUUCUCUACUCAAAUUACUAUUGUCUUCUUAAUUCGUCUAUAUCUAUCACUUAGAAAAGGUUACAUAAAGUUUAUUGGGCUCAUAUAGGCCCUAUCAUGAAAUAAAUGAAUCUACACAUUUUUUCAUGUGUACCGUAUUCUUAAUAAUUCAUUUUGUUAUUUGAGUUAGAAUAAGCCUAUCAUCUUUUACUAGCAUUUGUCAUUUCUAUUUAAUAAAGAAUAUUAUAUUAUAUGCCACACUUUUACUCUUUAAGUUCAGAGAAUAUCCUUCAAUCUCGAUCUCGACUGAUUACAUUUUUUAUAACUGUUUUCCCCAUUUUUCAAAUUCAUCGGGACAAAAUAGGCUAUGCUUUUUAUUCACCUUUACUAGCUAACAUUCAUCCACUGAUGCUAUUUGGAAUAAUUUAUGCAAAAUGAAAAUUCGUAUAAAUCGAAUAAUUCAACGAAAAAAGAUUUAUUCGAUGAGAUAAUCAAUGUUGUUUUCAGUAUUCUAUUCUCACUUCUACCCGGUCUUCCUCCGUAGAUGCGACUCAAAUUUUCGACCGUGUCCAUUUCUUUAUUAACGCACGAUCUUUUGAGCGCUUGCAAGUAUUCACACACUCAAUCAGCCGCUUUAAAAGGAUCAGAAACUCGUUAUUCCGAGUUUUCUUCUCUCGGGACCCCCUCAGCGUGCAUCGUUAUCUAUAUACAUAUAUAUUACUAUAUCCAUAAUGUGACCUUUUCCAUAUUACAGUAUAACAUUCUGCCAUCUAGUAUAUGUUAUAGAUAUUGGACUUGGGACAGGAUUUAAUAAUGCGUUUAGGGUACUGUAGGCAUUAAAUAAACACCGUUUUAUUACGGAAUGUGUAUAUUUCAUGAAAAUAUCGUAUUCCUUCCUUUCUCAGCGGAACUUGAAUAUGUUUUCAGUUGCGCGCGGCAAUAAUUUACUAUAUUAAACCGCUUGAUUCGAUUGCCACUGUAAGCCAUUACUGGCUAAAUGAUUUAAAUAAUUAAAACACGA
Molecule: messenger RNA, 3917 nt
Organism: Nilaparvata lugens (brown planthopper)
Lineage: Eukaryota; Metazoa; Arthropoda; Insecta; Hemiptera; Delphacidae
Exons: 3
Coding region: 734-1363 (209 amino acids)
Source: RefSeq, a predicted model, not a curated record